AUAGGGUCAGGAAUGGGGUCAGAGGGGUCAGGAACGGGGUCGGGGGGGUCAGCGGGGUCAGGAAUAGGGUCAGUAGGGACAGCAAUAGGGUCAAGGGGGUCAACGUGGUCAACGAGGUCAAUGGGGCCAGUAAUAGGGUUAAUGGGGUCAGUAAUAGGGUCAAGGAGAUCAGUAAUAGGGUCAAGGUGGUCAAUGGUGUCAAUGGGGUCAACACGAUCAAUGAGGUCAAUGGGGCCUGUAAUAGGGACAAUAGGGUCAGUAAUAGGGUCAAGGGGGUCAAUGGGGUCAAUGUGGUCAAUGGGGCCAGUAAUAGGGUCAACAGGGUCAGUAAUAGGGUCAACGGAGUCAAUGUGGUCAAUGGCACCAGUAAUAGGAUCAUAGGGUCAGUAAUAGGGUCAAUGGGGUCAAAGGGGACAAUGGGGUCAAUAUGAUCAAUAGGGCCAGGAAUAGGAUCAAUAGGGUCAGAAAUAGGAUCAAUAGGGUCAGAAAUAUGGUCAAUGAGGCCAGUAAUAGGGUUAAUGGGUUCAACGCGAUCAACAAGGUCAAUGAUGCGAGUAAUAGGGUCAAUAGGGUCAGAAAUAGGGUUAAGGGGGUCAACGUGGUCAACGAGGUCAAUAGGGUCAGAAAUAUGGUCAAUGGGGUCAAUGGGGUCAAUGUGGUCAAUGGGGCCAGGAAUAGGGUCAAUAGGGUCAGUAAUAGGGUCAAGGGGGUCAAUGAGGUCAGUGUGGUCAACGGGGUCAACGCGAUCAACGAGGUCAAUGGGGCCAGGAAUAGGGUCAAUGGGGUCAGUAAUAGGAUCCGUGGGGUCAAAGGGGACAAUGGGGUCGAUGUGGUCAACAGGGCCAGGAAUAGGGUCAAUAGGGUCAGUAAUAGGGUCAAUGGGAUCAAUGAGCUCUAUGUGGUCAAUGGGGUUAACACAGUCAACGAGGUCAACGGGGCCAGGAAUAGGGUCGGCAACGGAGUCAACGGGGUCGGCUAUGGGGUCAGUUGUGGGGUCGGCUAUGGGGCCAGCCCCCCGACCUGGCGCUGCUCCACGCGGGUGCUGCCGUCCAGCCGCAGGUAGAUGUGGCCGUGGUAGGUGAGGAAACGCUCCAGGACGUCCAACAUCCGGGUCAUCUGGGUGAAGAUGAGCACGCGGUGCGAGCCGGCCUUCAGCCGCCGCAGCAGAACGUCCAGGGUCUGCAGCUUCCCUGUUGGGGGGCAAAGAGGGGGGUUAUGGGGUCGGCUAUGGGGUCGUUGGGGUCAAUGGGAGCAUUGGGUUCAGCAACGGGGGCAGUAAUGGGGUCAUUGGGGUCAAUGGGGGUCUUCAAAUGGGGUCAAUGGGGUC
Phasianus colchicus (ring-necked pheasant) is the source of this 1327-nucleotide messenger RNA. Lineage: Eukaryota; Metazoa; Chordata; Aves; Galliformes; Phasianidae. The record is from RefSeq and is a predicted model, not a curated record.